Messenger RNA from Anoplophora glabripennis (Asian longhorned beetle), 3100 nucleotides. RefSeq names its product post-GPI attachment to proteins factor 6. Gene Ontology annotation, cellular component: plasma membrane. Bases 401 to 2806 code for a protein of 801 amino acids. The record is from RefSeq and is a predicted model, not a curated record. NCBI's taxonomy places the organism in Eukaryota, Metazoa, Arthropoda, Insecta, Coleoptera, Cerambycidae. The transcript is spliced from 4 exons.
GCGGUUGAUUGAAUGAAUAUAUACGAUUAUUUAAUUCAACUGAAUCCUGUUCCUGUUAAAAUUCCUUUGAAAUGUGAUGACAAAUUAAGGCAAGGACAAAUUAUAUGAACAGUUUUUUCCCGGCUUUAAAUUAUAAGUAACAGUGGGUGUAGCUAUGGAGAUAAUCUUUUUAUCUGUGACACGAGUAUUAUCCUUGUUUAUGGUAUUAUUUAAUUAACUUAAUGUGACUAAAAAUCAAUUACCAGCACCUACCUACAUGCUUAAUUUGUCCACAGUGAAUAUGAAGUUUUAAAAAAUGAUUUUGAUUAUAUAUGAAAUUCUUGGGUAAAUUAUUAUAGUCCUUUUACAUUAAAGGAAGUUAAUUUUUAUUUUAUUCAAGUGCUUUGAAGGAUUUUGUAGAAUGAUAUACAAAUUUUUAAUAUUAAUAAUCUUCAACACAGUUAUAUUAAGUUCUAGUGAUCUCAAUAUAAUAUUGAGGACUCGAACAUCUUUCUUAGAACGGUAUCAAGGUUACAACAAUAUAGUUAUAAUACAUUUUAAAGUGCCUCAGGAUACUUUGUUUGCUUCGUUUAAGUUUACUGCAGAUGAAACACGGAUGUCAGUUUUUGCUUGUUCAACAAGAAAUGUUUCACUAUUCAUGAAACACGGCGGACCUCCUGUUAUAAAUCCCGAUGGAUCUCCAUUUCCGAAAACUUUCAAAAAUAUAACUAGAAGUAAAUUAUAUAAUUAUGAAUUUCAAACGGACAAAACGGAUGUUUAUAUUAACAUUACUUCACCGAAACCUGGAUCGUAUUAUGCUGCAACAUUUCUGUCUUAUACGGAUCCAAGACAAAAUGCAAUAACGCAACAGGGGUUGAGUCCUUCUUGUUAUGCCAGUGUGGAGGCCGUUUUAUCUACAGAGAGGGCUGCGAUGCCAAUUAUAGUAUCGGAAAAUGAGGUUAUUGAGCUAACACCUUUCACGAACGAAAACAGGUAUAUCAAAUUUUUUGUACCAAGUCUGAACGAUCGAGGUGUGAUUAUAAUAGAAGAAAUUUCCUUUGCCGGCGAUGCAGACGAUUUGGUUAUUCGAGUAGAGGCAAAUAGACCCCCUUCAGAGCAAGUUUUUCAGGUAGAGGAGAUAUUUUUUCCCAACGUAUCAUCUGCAUCCGUUCAGUUUUUUGUGAAGCCCGAUUCGUGGCAUUAUAUAGAAGUUAUAUUUCGAAAUGAAUCUAUUAAAAGUGUGCUGGAAGGAACCUCUAAAUUAAGAUUCAGUCUACGAUAUCUUUCAAAUGUUUUAUUAGAAGAACCAGAAACGUUCGGUUUGAUCGAGAACGAUACUGUGUGUAAUAAUUCCAUAUUUAGGACCUUUUACAAUAACAACAUUACCGAUGUUAUUCCGUACAUACAAUACGAUUUGUUAAGGGAGGCGAGUACUGAAAGCUUCGUAUUUUCUUACGAAUUAGUGAAAGAAAUGGACGCAAAUCGUGCAAUACCGGUUAAUAUAACCAAUAAACAUUUUUCACUUUUGAAAUUCGAUAUUCGCGAGGGUACUGACAUAGGAGGAACUCUUCAGUUUAUAAUAGCUUUCAAGCCGAAAGUAUCUAGAAGGAACUCGAGGAUUGUCGUUUUCGAGGACGAACCCGAGGAUCACGUCGUAAUAGCGUGUAUACGACGUGGGGCGAUUGAAAUACCAACUUGGCCUAGCUCCUGUGUGUCAAAUGGAGUCGAGAGGCCAGCACGGUUAAUAUUAAACAAAACGGUAGAUAAUUCGUCCAUCUUGAUACCUUUCCCUGAAAGUGGGACUUGGUACGCCUCUUUCAAGUUGUUCUGCGGUAAAUGCGAACCGUGUAAUUGUUCGGAUGACUGUCAGCGGCAGUACAAGGAAUGUUCGCUCUCGUGCGAGUUGGACUGCAUGAACGAUGAGAAUUGCACUUCUUGUUUGGAGGAAUGCAAAAGAACCGUCCUAGACUCGGAGAACUGUGAGGGCUGUGAUUGCGACGGGCCUUGCAAAACGAGCAACGUUACGUGCAACAGUAGCGUUAUUUUUGAUAUCGGGUCAAAACCUUGCGUUUUGGGGCAGUGCUCGCCGAAUGGGAGGUGUAUGUUUAUGAUCUCCGAUGGGGUUGUGUUCUCGACUUGUGUCUGUUCGAACAGGUAUAGAGGCUGGUCCUGUACCGAUGGUUCUCAGGCAACCCCAUACUGUAUGGUAGUACUGGAAUUGCUUCUUCUAGUGCUGAGCAAUCUCAUGUUCUUACCUGCAGUGUACGUCGCUUUCAGAAGGAAGUACUACAUAGAAUCCAUAACUUACUUCGCGAUAUGUUUCUUCUCGACUUUCUACCACGCGUGCGAUGCAGGUGAAAACAUAAUCAGUUACUGCUUGGUACGAUGGAGUGCACUACAGUUCGCAGACUUUUUUUGCGCCCUUCUGGCGAUUUGGGUCACUAUUAUCGCGGUAGCGGAUCUCCCGCCCGUGAUCACGUCCAUAUGUCACAUGUUAGGGGCGAUUAUCCUAGCCUUUUGCACGAGCAUCGACAGACAGGCUCUGUGGAUUUUCGCGUUUCCCGUAUCGCUGGGUAUCGCCAUAUGGUGCGUGAGCUGGUACUUGAAGUACAGGAAAAUCAAGCAGAGGUUCGUGAAUAAGAGAUAUAUUUACAUUAACAUACCAGUCGGGAGCACGUUGGUUGUUGUCGGUCUGAUCAUGUACGCUUUCUUACAAACCGAAGGGAACUAUAAAUACCUGCACAGUCUCUGGCACAUGAUCAUGGCCGUCGCCAUUAUUAUAGUCUUACCGAAACGGGAUACUUUCCUGCCGGAUGUGUUGCUGUAGUCGUUUUUCUCCCCAAAUAAUGAAUUUAGUGUCUUCUAUUUUUUUAACUAUUUAUUUUAUAAAAGUUUAAAAAUCCCAUGAUUUGAUGUAAUUAAUAAUGCGGGUACUAAAUUGAGAAAAAUACUUUAAAUUGUGAUAUUUAGUUUUUUAAAUGAAGAAAAUGGGAGCCGGGAAGUAUAAAAGUGUUAUAUAAUUUUCAGAUAAAGCUAAACUCCUGAAUAAAAUUAACCUUUAGCCCAGUAAAUGAAAAAAAAUGUGUAAAAAAAUUUGUUUCAGAUUGAAACUUGGUUUAAU